UUUUCCCAACUUAAAAAACCCAUAAACUGACUCAUGAUUUCUUCAUGUUUUGGGUUGAGCAUAUUGCUGGUUUCAUCAACAGCUACUGCUAAACCAGCUGGAUUUUCUUUCGCCACUGCCGCGUAUUCAAACGUGUCGGGAAUUAAUGGCGCGCUGGCGCCUCUCGCUUAUCUCCCCUUCAUCUUGCUUCUCUUUCACGCCCCCCCUCAACCCCUGGAUUAUUUCCUUCUAUGUCUCUCCCCACUUCUUUAUGUGCCUUCCCCAGUGCCUUCACCGCGGCCCUUGGGCUUGUUGGUUCACACCGCGCGGAAAUCAAGCGGGGCGAAACCUCGCCGCCUGCUGCCUGCCGCUCUCUCUGCCUUCCUUCCCCUCCAGAUCCGGACUCUCCCGGCGUUGGUUUCCUUGCCUAAGGCACGGCUCCCCCUUGCUGCCAGCUUCCUGUGUUGCAGGUGAGGCGCGGCUCGAAUCCAGGCUCUCGCUUCCGCCCAGGUAAGAGCGAGUGGAAGAUCCGAAAGAGGCAGCCGCGGCAGAGCUCUCCUCCCCCCGCAGAGACCAGAUUAUUUUGACUACUGCAGCACAGAUAAGCCAAGAUGCCAGAAAAUCCUGUUGCAGAUAAGCAGCAGGUGCUGCGGAUUUUGGAGCGUCUGCUAUUGAAGCUACAUGAGAGAGGAGACACUUCACAGAUCGAUAAUCUGGCUUUCCUGUACAAUACACUCAAGAAUCCCUUGUUUAAUCAUAUGCUGACUCUUCAGCAGUCAAUCAAGCAACUGAAAGAACAACUCGCUUACAUGCCUCCAAAUCGUUCAGUGGAUUUUGAUUUUACCAGGAGAGGUUUGCUGGUGUUUGACGCUGAUCAAAAUUCUCUUGCUAAUGGAAACCUUUAUAUGACUUGCAACCAAAACAAUCAGAUGACUCCUCUAGUUCCAAAGCCUGGAGUUGAUGAGUUUAAUUUGGCAAUCCAGAGGAUGGCAAAGGGCAGGCAAAUAGAAAAUAUUGCAAUAGAGAAGCCAUUUAAUGGAGGCCUUGGUUUUAGUGUGGUUGCUCUUAAAAACCAAAGUCUUGGAGAACCCGGUAUCUUUGUCAAGGAAGUUCAGCCAGGAAGCAUAGCAGCCAGGGAUCAAAGAUUAAAGGAGAAUGACCAAAUACUGGCCAUUAAUCACACCCUGUUGGAUCAGAACAUUUCCCAUCAACAGGCCAUUAUAUUGCUCCAGCAAGCCACAGGUUCCUUACAUUUGAUUGUGGCUAGGGAGCCAACCCAGAGAAGCAGUCGGACCUCAACCUCCUUAAGUGAUGUUAAUUCACUUGAAAUGAUCAAUUGGGGCCAUGUUGAGGAAGUAGAGCUGGUUAACGAUGGCUCAGGAUUGGGUUUCGGAAUUGUAGGAGGAAAGUCAAGUGGCGUAGUGGUGAGGACUGUUGUUCCUGGAGGUCUGGCAGAUAAGGAUGGCAGGCUCAGAACUGGUGAUCACAUCUUGGAAAUUGGUGGGACAAACGUGCAAGGAAUGAGUAGCGAACAAGUGGCUCAAGUGUUGCGAAACUGUGGGAACCGUGUCAAGAUGGUUGUUGCAAGAGACCCCACGUGUGAAGUAACAGUGACACCGCCAACCCCUGUAGCCCAGCCUGUUGGUAUGCUGUCUCCUUUUCACGACAGGCGAUUUGGAACGGAAAAUGAAAUUCAUGAAGUUCAGUUGACUAAGAAGGAUGGACAGAGUCUUGGUAUAACAAUUGUGGGCUAUUCAGGAGUUUCUGAUACAGCAGACUCUUCAGGGAUUUUUGUAAAAAACAUAAUACCUGACAGUGCUGCGGAACACAGCGGUCAAAUAAAAGUCCAUGACAGAAUUAUUGCUGUUGAUGGGAUCAACAUUCAGAAUUAUACCAACCAAGAGGUGGUGGAGGCAUUGCGAAAUACAGGCCCGAUUGUACACUUGGCGUUGCUUCGAAAGAAACCGUUGUUUCCUGCUUUCUCUUCAGAAAAAGGCUUAGGCAGAGUUGCAGAGCAGCCAAAUAUGCCAACCUUAUCCUUGGCUGGUGUCGUGGAGACUGAGACUACCAUAGAUAGUGAUAACGAGGAACUUCUAAAGCCAAAAGACAACUCUGAAAACGAAAGGAAGCAAAAACGACAUGCAGUUGGGAAAGCUCCAGAAUUGCCAGAAAACAAAUUAAAAUCCAAGUGGGAAAAACUCCUGGGACCUGACUUUGAAGUUACGGUUUCAACUGUGGACAUGCCAAUCACAGAUGAUGCUGAGCUACAGAAAUAUUCAAAGCUCCUACCUAUUCACACAAUGAGACUGGGGGUGGAACUGGAUACAUUUGAAGGACAUCAUUAUAUAUCUUCAAUAGCUUCUGAUGGUCCGUUUGCCAAACUCAGUUUAUUGCAGUUGGAGGAUGAACUACUAGAGGUAAAUGGUGUUCAGCUCUAUGGAAAAUCCCGCCGUGAGGCAGUUUCUUUUCUUAAGGAAGUGCCUCCUCCAUUUACCCUGGUUAGUUGCCGGCGCCUGUUUGAUGAUGGGACAGAAUCCUUUGUGGACGAGCCCACAGCCAUUAUUGCUUGCUCUCCAGAACCAAAGGUGAAACCAAGGGAGGAAGAAGAAGAGGAAGAGGUGGAGCUAGAACUUUGGUCUUCCGAAGUCAAUGUCAUUGAACUUGUAAAAGACACUAAGAUGGGCUUAGGAUUCAGCAUUUUGGACUACCAGGACCCCUUAGAUCCAACCAAGGCAGCAUUUGUGGUCAGUUCACUGGUGCCAAAUGGAGUGGCUGAGCGUGGUGGCGAACUCUUCCCUGGUGACCGUCUGGUCUUUGUCAAUGACAUGUGUUUGCACAAUACUACUCUGGCAGAAGCUGUAGAGGUGUUGAAAUCUGUGCCACCAGGAAAAGUUCACCUUGGGAUCUGUAAACCUUUGAUGGGAGGAAAUAAUCAGCAGGGGACCUCUUCUACUGUGGAUCCCAAGGGUAUUGCCAAAAGUUUUGUAUUUCAAGAACCAAUCAAUGAUGUGAACUCAAUAUGCCUUGAAGUUCCAAAGGACUUCAGAGCUGAAUCUUUCUCUAGAGAGGAACUUGUGGAUGAACCGAUCCUGCAUUUGGGGAGGCAGUUUCAGCUUGCACAGAAUGAGGUGGAUGCUGAUAAGGAGUCAUGGGAAAUGCAUGAGUUUUUGAAGCCUUCAGAGGCUCAUCUUGGUGAAGAACGGGAGAUGCUGGUGGAUGAUGAGUAUGAUGUGGAUCAGGAUUAUUUUGGCUAUAUGCCACCAGGUGUAAAAGAGCCGGCUCCAUCUAGUGAGAUCCACACUGAAACUGGAAGGCAUUGGGCAAAGGAACUAGAACCUCCUACCAUGGAAGAACUAAGUUCUGACAUGGGCCUUGGUGCUGCUAAAGAGGCUAAAGAAAAUGGAAUUAACAGUUCAGGUUUCCCUGGAGCAUCAGAGUACAGCCAACCAAAUACUAUCUUGGAUGGCCAUGGAAUGAGUACCAAGAUGCAAAAUGACACGAAAGCUCCUCUAUGUGUUGAUGAUGAUCUCGAGAGAAAUAACCUGAAGACUGAAAAUUGUGACCAUUCUAGUACCCUGGAUUCUGCCUCUCUUCGACUAGGGCUGCCAAGUGAAUUGCCUGAGAGAGAAGAAGGAGAAGGAGAAGAAACUCCAGUUUUCAGUCACUGGGGAACACCGCAAACUGUUGAAAUUUUUCGAGAACCCCAUGUGCCACUUGGCAUCAGUAUUGUUGGCGGACAUACAGUUAUAAAACGCUUAAAGAAUGGAGAAGAGCUUAAAGGUAUAUUUAUCAAGCAAGUCUUGGAAGACAGCCCAGCAGGCCGAACAAAAGCUCUCAAAACUGGGGAUAAAAUACUUGAGGUGUCCGGAACAGACCUGCAGAAUGCAACUCAUGAAGAAGCUGUGGAAGCCAUAAAAAAUGCAGGCAACCCCAUAGUGUUUGUUGUUCAGAGUUUGUCUACUCUUCCAAGAAUAGUUUCCAUUGUGAACCCCAAGAAAAAUAAGGACCACAAAGUUCAAGACCCAGAGGGAGACUGUGGAAAGAAGAAAAGUGAAACUCCACCGCCCAUGAAAUUGCCACCUCCUUACAAAGAAAAGUCCCGCUCUGAAGAGACAGAGGAAGAGGAGGAGGAGGAAGAAGAUGACACUUACACAGAUGAAAAAAUCAGGCAAAGAUAUGCAGAUCUGCCUGGGGAAUUGCACAUUAUUGAACUUGAAAAGGACAAGAAUGGACUUGGACUCAGCCUGGCUGGCAAUAAGGACAGGUCUCGCAUGAGCAUCUUUGUCGUGGGCAUCAGUACAGAUGGCCCUGCAGGGAAAGAUGGAAGAUUACAUACUGGAGAUGAACUUUUAGAGAUAAAUAACCAGAUCUUGUAUGGAAGAAGUCACCAGAAUGCUUCUGCAAUCAUUAAGACGGCACCGUCAAAGGUCAAGCUGGUAUUUAUACGCAAUGAUGAUGCAUUUAACCAGAUGGCUGUUGCUCCUUUCCCAUUACCCUCCAGCUCCCAGUCUUCCAUUGAGGACCACAGUACCACCGAAUCUGCAAGUGGUGAAGAAGAUACCAGUUGGGAAUUUCUUACAAAAAGCUCAACGGAUGAUGUGUACACUAAACUAGAUGUCGGUGCCAAGCUUGACAAGCAGGUGAUAGAGAACCAGCAAAUAACGGCAGAGCAACCUACAGAAAAUUUUCGUAACCAAUUAAAGCAAUCAAAGUCUUCAACAGUAAUCCCUAUCAGUUUACACAAGAUAUCUUUGGCUCCGGCACCUUCUUAUUCUUCAGAGACAGAGUUCACCAGCAGAAGUGGCUUUCCGCUUCCUCUGGUGGAUCCAGCGACAUGCCCAAUAGUUCCUGGACAAGAAAUGACUAUAGAAAUCUCCAAGGGGCGAUCAGGCCUUGGUCUCAGUAUUGUAGGAGGAAAGGAUACACCACUUGAUGCUAUUGUGAUACAUGAAGUAUAUGAAGAAGGAGCAGCAGCUAGAGAUGGCCGACUUUGGGCUGGUGAUCAAAUCCUUGAGGUUAAUGGCAUAGACUUGAGGAAUGCCAGCCAUGAAGAUGCUAUAACAGCCUUGAGACAGACGCCUCAGAAAGUACAACUGGUUGUGUAUAGAGAUGAAGCUCAUUAUAAAGAUGAAGAGAAUUUGGAAAUUUUCCAUGUGGACUUACAAAGGAAAAUGGGCAGAGGCUUAGGGCUAAGCAUUGUUGGGAAACGAAAUGGAAGUGGAGUAUUUAUCUCUGACGUCGUAAAAGGAGGAGCCGCUGACCUUGAUGGGAGGCUAAUUCAAGGGGAUCAGAUCUUGUCUGUCAAUGGGGAGGAUGUAAGGCAUGCUUCACAAGAGGUGGUUGCUACAAUUCUUAAGUGUGCCCAAGGGCUUGUACAACUAGAGAUUGGACGACUGAAAGCUGGAUCUUGGCUGUCAUCACGGAAGACAUCUCAAAACAGUCAGAUAAGCCAACACAGUGUUCAUAGCCACUUUCACCCUACAUUUGCUCCAGUUAUCUCCACUUUACAGAAUUUUGUCAGCACUAAGAGGUCGUCUGCUGAUUCCUCUCACAGAAACUCGGUUGGGACAGAUAUGAGCCCGAGGACUGUGGAAAUAACAAGAGGUCCAAAUGAUGCUCUUGGUAUCAGUAUAGCUGGGGGCAAAGGAAGCCCAUUGGGAGACAUUCCAAUCUUCAUCGCCAUGAUUCAAGCCAGUGGAGUAGCAGCACGUACACAUAAACUAAAAGUUGGCGAUCGGAUUGUCAGUAUUAAUGGGCAGCCUUUGGAUGGGCUGUCUCACGCUGAUGUAGUUAAUCUACUGAAGAGUGCUUUCGGGAGCAUUAUCCUGCAGGUUGUAGCUGACACCAACAUCAGUGCCAUCGCCAGCCAGCUAGAGAGCAUGACUGCUAGCACUAAUUUUAGCCCACCUACAGAAAACCAUCCUGAAGACCCAGAAUCACCUCAGCCUAAGAUUAUUGUGUUGGAGAAAGGCUCAGAUGGAUUGGGAUUUAGUAUUGUAGGGGGCUAUGGAAGUCCCCAUGGAGACCUCCCUAUUUAUGUCAAGACCAUUUUUGCAAAGGGAGCAGCUGCAGAUGACAGCAGACUGAAGCGUGGCGAUCAGAUUUUAGCAGUUAAUGGAGAGACUCUGGAAGGCGUGACUCAUGAGCAAGCUGUAGCAAUUCUGAAGCGCCAAAAAGGGACUGUAACACUAACAGUGUUGUCAUGAGAUUUUGCUGCAAAUUCAAUCUGGGCUGGAUGCAAUUUAUUUCUGAGCAUUGCUAGAGCUGCUAUAAAACAAUCCUGUGUGGGAUGAAAACCCAACUCUGUCUAAAUUUAGCACACCAUUAAUCAUGUUGCCUGUGCUGUUUACAUCCAUUGUAGAUGUUCGUUUUGCCUAGUCAUUGAAACUAAUUGUGAAAUCCUUAAGCCCACCCAACCCCAUUCAUCCCUGGUUUCCUUUGAAUGUGCUUCCUGGCUCCUGCUUUGCCCAGAACUGUCAUCAACCAAUAGGAAGUAAAGUCACUGAAACAAAAAUUAGCUUAUACACAAGAAAGAAAUUAGCUUAUCGUUGGAUCCCAUCUCAUGCACAGAGAUAACUACAGAGUGGCUUUUCAUCUCAUUCAUGGUUUACUUAUGUUCAUUCUUUUUUUUUUCAGCCAUUCCAGAAAACAUUAAAAAUGUAAUUCAAUUACUGCUGUUCUAAAUGAUGAAAUAUCAGAUUCUCCCAUGGGAAAUUAAUUGUAAACUGUGUUCUAAUCAUGAAAUGUCAACCCUCCCUGUCUAAUCUCUCUGGAUAGAUAUUUGUAAGUUAGUGGCAAUCAUGACAAGUCAAUUUCAGCCUCUCCUUAGUUUGUGUGUGCCAUUGUUUUAAAGGCUGGCUCCCAGAAAUUCUUGAGAUGGAUAGGCAUGAGCCUUUUGAAGGGGCUGUCUCAUGGGAGCUGGUUCAGUGAUAGGGAUGGUUUGUACAGUAUAAAGCUUAAUUGCACAGAGGCAGAAGGAAGCACCUUAACUUCAAAUAGGGCUACGCAUUAUUUAUAAUGACAAUAUAGCAAAAGAAACCUGGUGGCUCAAGUUAAAUUUAUGUAGUGCAAUGUCAUUGUCAUCAGUAAACAAAGUGACAAUUUUCUAUCUAAAGCCUGCAAUUUCUGUAGAAUGUAUGUAAACUGUAUGAUACAAUUAGAAUGCAAUAGCGUUCAUGUUGAUUGUAUAUGUGCUAAAUUGGUCAAAGGUGACACAGUAAUCAAAGAAAAGGUGGUUUUGUCUCGUUAAGAUUAUUGUCUUUGUUUUAUGUGCUAUGUUUGGAUCUAGCUAAUCACAAAGUGCUUUAAGCUACUGGAAUACUUUCAUGGGUGUUCCUUGAAUAGUGCCUGGAAGAAGAUUUUAAAGGAUUUCUACACAUCAGUGUGCAGAUUAAUGCUAGUAAUAUUUCUAAGAAAUGCUAAGAAAAUGUCCCAGGAAGAAAACUGAAGAACACUUUAAAGGCUGGAGGCAUUCUGUUUGAUAAAAUAUGCUGAAGUUCACACUGCACACCCAUAAUUAAACUUGAAAAAGCAUUUUAGACUUGUUUAAGGAUUGUGACCAAAAUCUGUUGAUUGUUCUAGUUUAGUUUUGACCAAAAAUGUGUAAUUUGACAGUUCCUAACCAUUCUUUUCAAUUUGACCCCAGCUUUUGCCCUUUUAUGCAUAUGUUUCUGAUAUAAAGAAUGAUGAGCUAUAACUGAGAUAUUUUGCACUCCCUGUGGCUCAAGGCAGAGAUCACAUGAUUGCUGCUUGUAACUUGCACUCUUCUGUGUGCCACAUAUAGUACUGCCAAAAACUGCAUUGCAACCUGCAACUGAGCUGGUAGGGAAGUAAGUGCUAUAUGUAAAAGAUAAAAAGGCACAAUCUGCUAGGAAGUUCUCUUUGCUUUGAGCCCUGUUGAGAUGAAUGGGAACUGUCUGAACAUGGUGUGGGCAGGGCUUAGGGCAGGAAAACCUCCCAAUGGAUUGUGCCUCAGUUCUUUUAAUGAAGCCUGCAUUAUGCUUUUUUUUUUUAGUAUAUGGGCUUUUGGUUUGUUUAAUAAUGCUGACUUCUGUGAUAUGGGUGGGAGGUAACAAAACAUAUAGUUCAUUUAUGUAUGGCAGUAAAAUAAAAUGUUUUACGACUUCCAAAGAUUUGAAAUAAAAUUCACUUGCAAAAAG
Messenger RNA from Podarcis raffonei (Aeolian wall lizard), 8138 nucleotides. RefSeq names its product PATJ crumbs cell polarity complex component (gene PATJ). Gene Ontology annotation, molecular function: protein binding. The record is from RefSeq and is a predicted model, not a curated record. Bases 591 to 6185 code for a protein of 1864 amino acids. The transcript has 45 exons. NCBI's taxonomy places the organism in Eukaryota, Metazoa, Chordata, Lepidosauria, Squamata, Lacertidae.